Conger conger (European conger) is the source of this 9401-nucleotide messenger RNA. Its product is annotated as anoctamin-5-like. NCBI's taxonomy places the organism in Eukaryota, Metazoa, Chordata, Actinopteri, Anguilliformes, Congridae. Gene Ontology annotation, biological process: chloride transmembrane transport. Gene Ontology annotation, molecular function: protein dimerization activity; chloride channel activity. Gene Ontology annotation, cellular component: plasma membrane. The record is from RefSeq and is a predicted model, not a curated record. Bases 230 to 3028 code for a protein of 932 amino acids. The transcript is spliced from 21 exons.
UUAGUUUAGCCACUCCCUUUCAAUCGGUAAGGCAGAUGCUAACGUUACAUGCCCUUUGUAUCCGAGAAAGCAUGUAUUAAGAGGGUUUUCUCAGAUUCAACCUGGGAGACUAGGCUUACUCGUGUGCAGGGAAAGAUCCACAACUGCAAAGGAAAAGAGGCGGAAACGUCUCAUUCUGUCCAUCUGGUUUACUCCGGUGAGAGGGAAAGGCGAAAGCUACAUUCACAGGAUGAACCGGAUAACGGGAAAGAAGAAGGAUGAAACGUUAAUAGAGAUGCAAAACACGACUGAAUAUCCAAGUGGGGGAGAAGACAAUGAUCUCAGCCUGAACUCCAUAUCAGUUAAAGGACCUGAGCAUUCGGAACCGUCCACGACUGAUCCUGCCGCGGAGAUCUCGCCCCUCCUGUGCGGCCUCCCAGGGAAUAACACAGCAAGAGGGAGCAGAGACUGUGUGUUCUUCAGGGAUGGGGUGCGGAGGAUUGACUUCGUCUUGGCUUACGUUGACGACAAGAAUGACGAGAAGAAGCAGGAGAGGAGGAAGGAGUAUGAGGCCAAUCUGAUAAAGGCCGGGCUGGAGCUGGAAACCGAAGAUAAGUCGGAAUCGGAAGACAUGAAGACGUACUUCCUGAAGGUCCACGCUCCCUGGGAGGUGCUCGCCACCUACGCCGAUGUGCUGAAGAUCAAGGUCCCCUUCAAGGUCAACGACAUCCAAGGCACCCGAGAGACUCCGCUGGAGUGGCUCUUCAGGCCCUUCCAGCUCCCCGAACACAUCAUGAACCCGGAGCCCGAUUUCUUCACCGCCCCCUUCAACAAGGACAAGAUCGACUUCUUCCUCAUCAGCGACAAGGAGACCCUCUUCCCCCCAUCCACUCGCAACAGGAUUGUGUACUACAUCCUCUCCAGAUGCCCGUACUACAGGGAGGAUCACAAGGACCGGGACAAGAAGGGCAUCAAGCGCCUGCUGAACAACGGCACUUACCAGUCAGCCUUCCCGCUGCAUGACAGUCGUUACUGGAUGAGGUCCAGGAACCCGAAAUGUGAGAGUGAACGGUACAACCUGUACAAGUACUGGGCUCGGAUUGGCUGCUUCUACAAAGAGCAGCCGCUCAACCUCAUUCGGAAGUACUAUGGGGAGAAGAUCGGGAUCUACUUUGCCUGGCUGGGCUUCUACACGGAGAUGCUGUUCUUCGCCGCCGUGGUGGGCCUGAUCUGUUUCAUCGCCGGCGUGGUCACCUACGACGACAACACCUGGAGCAAGGAAAUCUGCGACCCCAGCAUCGGGGGCAAGAUUGUGAUGUGUCCACUGUGCGAUAAGAAGUGUGGCUUCUGGAAGCUGAACUCUACCUGCACUGCCUCAUGGCAAUCACAUCUGUUUGACAACGUUGGGACGGUGUUCUUUGCCAUAUUUAUGGGGAUAUGGGUGACUCUGUUCCUGGAGUUCUGGAAGCGGAGGCAGGCCCGGCUGGAGUACGAGUGGGACCUGGUGGACUUCGAGGAAGAGCAGCAGCAGUUACAGCUGAGGCCCGAGUACGAGACCAAAUGCUCCGGCCGCCGGCUGAACCGCAUCACCCAGGAAAUGGAGCCGUACUUAUCAGUGACAAGCAAGUGUGCACGAUGCUGCCUGUCUGGAGCUACAGUCAUAUUCUGGAUUGCCCUGAUCUGCGCCUGCAUCACCGGCGUGAUCGCGUACCGGCUGGCGGUCUACGCGGCCUUCGCCAGCAUCAUGAAGGACAGCCCCACCAGCAAGCUGCAGCUAGUGGGCUCCCUCAUCACGCCUCAGCUCGCCACCUCUGUCACCGCCUCAUGCAUCAACUUCGUCAUCAUCAUGAUCCUCAACUUCAUGUACGAGCGCGUGGCCAUCUGGAUCACCGACAUGGAAAUUCCCAAGACUCACCUGGAGUACGAGAACAGGUUGACCACGAAGAUGUUCCUCUUCCAGUUCGCCAACUACUACUCCUCGUGUUUCUAUGUGGCCUUCUUCAAGGGCAAGUUUGUGGGCUACCCUGGAGACUACAACUACAUGUUCGGCAAGCUGAGGAACGAAGAGUGUGACCCCGGCGGCUGCCUCAUCGAGCUGACCACGCAGCUGGUGAUCGUCAUGGUGGGGAAGCAGGUGUGGGGGAACAUCCAGGAGGCGCUGGUGCCGUGGAUGUGUAACUGGUGGGGCAGCAGGAAGGGCCGCCACCCCUCAGACAGAACCGUCUACAGCAGCUGGGAGCAGGACCAUGACCUGCAGAACUUCAGCCAGAUCGGCCUGUUCUACGAGUACCUGGAGAUGGUGAUCCAGUUUGGCUUCAUCACACUCUUUGUGGCCUCCUUCCCGCUGGCCCCCUUGCUGGCGCUGUGUAAUAACAUCCUGGAGGUGCGUGUGGAUGCCUGGAAGCUCACCACCCAGUUCCGCCGGCCCAUGGCUUCCAAGGCCAGAAGCAUCGGAGCCUGGCUGGAGAUCCUCAAUGGAGUGGCUGUCCUCUCUGUCAUCACCAACGCCUUCAUCGUGUCGUUCACCUCGGACAUGAUCCCGCGGCUGGUCUACCUGUACGUCUACCAACCCAACAAGACGCUCACCAUGGAGGGCUACAUCAGCAACAGCCUGUCGGUCUUCAACAUCUCAGAGAUGGGCUUGGACCACCAGCCCGAGGAAGGGGAGAACCCUGUCUGGUUCAACAGCUCGUUGAUAAGCGCCUGCAGGUACCGUGACUACCGCUACCCUCCCGGCCAUGAGAAGCAGUACACCCACACCAUGCAGUUCUGGCACAUUCUCGCGGCCAAGCUGGCCUUCAUCAUCAUCAUGGAGCACGUGGUGUUCGGGGUGAAGGUGUUCGUGGCGUGGCUGAUCCCCGAUGUUCCCUCGGAGGUGAAGGCCCGGGUCAAACGGGAGCGCUACCUGGUGCAGGAGUACCUGCACAACUACGAAGUGGAGAAGCUGAAAGUGGAGCUCAGCCAGCUCAAUGGCUACCACAGCCCUGAGCACACCACGGGCGUCUGCUCCCUGCCCGAAACCACAGAGGUCUUACGCGAGUGCCUGUAACCCUCUGCCCUGGUCCCCCUGCCCCGGUCCCCCUACCCCGGUCCCCCUGCCCCGGUCCCCCUGCCCCGGUCCCCCUGCCGUGGUCCCCUUGCCCCAGGCCCCCUGCCCCGGUCCCCCUGGCCCGGUCCACCCACCCGCCCUGGAGCAGGGGUAGGGCAUGCUUCCGUCUCCACUCCUGGCUCGCGCUCCCUAAAGGCUGCAAAGGAAGGAUUUACGGAGAAUGCAGUCAGAAAUGGCUCCCGGCUUUUGGUUUCCUCCUUUUCUCAUUUGUAGCUGCAACCUGAGGCCUUCGUAUCCCAAAGACUUGUCCAUCAGCACCAUGUCCUCCCCCCGUUGGCAGUUCACACAUUCACUCUGGCAUUCAGCUGCCGGAACAGGGCUCCCUGACCUAAAAUAGAUGAAGACUAUUGGUCAUGUCUCAUUGCGUGUGUCCAUGCAUUGAUCCAAUGUGCUGUUUUUCAGGGGAUGCUGGGUGGCUGCUGUGUGCUGUCGGGGCCAUUGGCCAUUCCACAUUCUGAGAAAGAGCGGGGAUGUGUGGGAAUAGACGAAGAGCCAAUACGCCCUUCAGGUUUUUUACCCAACACCCCUCUUUCCCUCACACGCUCUUUCCGUGCUGUGAGAGGCCAGGAGGAGGCAGCUGAAAUGAGCCCCAAUUUCCAAUAAGGAGGCUGUUUUUCCGUAAGGUCCCUCUUUAAGCAGCACCAAAAAUGAAUGAGCUAAGUGCCGGCCACAGUUAUAAAUAUUUAUUUGUGUAAGGAAGUAUCAUGCAUGAGUUUAGCUGUUGAUUUGAUGUAUGCAAAUUUGUCCGGUUCCAGUUAUGGUAAAGGUCAGAGACCAUAUCAGAUAUAAAUAUCAGUGUGUACUGUUUUUGUCUAAAGGAAUAUGGAGAUUUAUCGAGAAAAAUAUCGUUGAUGGGAUUUAAUGUUUUCAGUUGUGGUGAAUUAUAGAAGGCUCUUAUCAGUGAAAGUUCAAGUUCAGGUGCAUUAUGCCGUUGUCUAUGUGUGGAAAGCCGUUAUUUAACUGUAACAGUACAAGCAUGGGAGCCAUGGAAUCCGGCAGGGAGAUAGCUAUGACACUGUAGCCAUUGUUCUAUACAGCCAAAACAGUGCAAGUGCAUUCUGUCAAAUCCCAUAUGUGAACUAUCCGUGACCUCCGGCUUAGAAAGUAUGAAGUGUGAUUUACUGUGAAAUGCAGUGGAAAAAAUCUGAAGCUGAAGAAAUUGUAAUUCUGUUUUUGCUUAGCCAAAGCUUUUUCCCCCGCCUACAACAGGAGUGAAGUCAAGCCACACUCUUCCAGUGAAGACUUCCCUGUCAAUUCCAUUCACUUACCUGUUAUUAUAACAGUGAAAGUAUUAUCUUCGUCUUUAUGUUUAGAUUCAUUCAUUUCAUGAUUGUCUUUCACAAAUGUAAAAGAAUCACAAUGCAAUGCGUCCACUGUGCCUUGACCACAUACCUGGUGCAUAACAGUCAGGUCUUUGCAGGGCUCAAAGCAGGAUCUGAUUUUGAGGUCCCCCUCAUGGUCAACAGUGGAGAUCAGACGGAAGCCGCAAUUUUCUGAAUAUGAUUCUCCUGAGUCUCCUUACUGUAGCUGGAGUGGAGCCUUGCGCCUGCUGCAUACUCUACACAAGAAACGCGCGCUACAAGAAAUUCCUAAUUUCCAAAUAUACGUGCAAAAUAUAUCUCACGUUCUUGCAUAGAAAAAUGUGUAGUCCAAAUGUUGUGGUUACGUGCGGUGCAAUCCUGUGCGUUUAAUGUAAACACUGUGAAAUGAACAGCUACAAAUGAAGAAGUACUCAUUUCUGAUGUCAACUGCUUUGAGAGAUGAGAUUAGCCUGAACGUGGGUAUGGUGCGCCUAUGCGCUGGUUCUGUGUUGGUGUUUGCGUUCCUUGCGUGUAGUAUGACCCAGGCAUUACUCUGUAGAAAAUGAACAGUGGCCUUUUCACUUCCUAGUAUGCACCAGUUUCAAUUCUGGACUCAAUUAUGGACCCACGUUACACUACAUUAGGUUUUGUGGGUGCUCUUAUCUAGACUCAAAUGCAAUGUAGGAGAAUCCAGGUUCGUUUUCGUUAAAAAGCAGGCUUAUUAUUUUAUUGUUUUGAUGUGUUCAUUCUGUAAGGGCCAAUCCAUUUGCACCCCCAACACACGACAGUGUUGGGUGUUGACCAUUUCAGAAGUGAGCGUUUGCAGUGUGCCACUUCAGUGAAUUCAGCCAUCAGGGUGUGAGAGCAGUGACUAAAAUAUUUCUUCAUGUGCCUAUAUCUACCUAAGUGUUAUGAAAGACUCAUUUUAUCUUAAGGGCCAGUUAUGUCAUACAAAGUAUUUCAGUGUUUCUUUUUUUAUUUGUCUUUUUGUUUGCCAUCCAUGGGAUGCCACUGCACUUAGAAAUUGGACUUGCACUCUUCAAAUUAAGUUCUUGAAGUAAUUUCGCCAUAUUAUCAGUGUUUGGAAACAGUCAUGUAUCUGAAAUGUUUAAAUAGAGGAAAUAAAGCUAUUUUCUCCCCGGAAGAUUGUGUAUAUUUUAAACCCUUAUCCAUGUAGGUUUAGUUGCCAUAUUGGUCAUGCACAAUUCAAGAUAUUUCAGUUCAUCAGUCAUAAAAAUGUUCUGGAUUUAUAGCCCAAUUGUUUUUAAAAUAUGGCUUUUUUUUGUUUUUGCGAUAAUUACCUAUUUAUUUUCAUUGUUAAUUUAUGUGGAUAUGUACUCUUAAUUUUUUUUUAUUAGAAGAAAGCUAUUUUGUUAUUUUGCUUAGGCAGGUCUCAUCCUUUGGCUUUUGUCUCAGUCACUAAGCAGACAUUACAGUAACGUAGCAAGAUAAGCACUCAUUUUCUGUGCAAACUCAUGAAUAUGUUUGCUAUAUAAAGACCUGAUAAUUGAACUCUUGUAUACACUAAACACAGCUAUGUUGCAGCUCUGUACAAUUCUGUUAUCCUUUUUACACGUUCUCUUGUAACUCUUGUUGUGUUGAUAUACACUCAGUGACCACUUUAUUAGGUAUUUAUUAGACAUUUUUUAGACUUAAGUCUUCUGCUGCUGUAGCCUAUUCACUUAGAGGUUUGAUGCAUUGUGUGUUGAGAGAUGCUCUUCUGCAUACCACUGUUGUGAUGUGUGGUUAUCUGCAUUACUUUCACCGUCCUGUCAGCUUUGACCAGUCUGGCCCUUCUCCUCUGACGUCUCUCAUUAACGAAGCAUUUUUGCCCGUGGAACUGCUGCUCACUGGAUGUUUUUUUGUUUUUGCACCAUUCUCUGUAGAGACUUUUGUGCAUGAAAAUCCAUGGAGAUCAGCGGUUUCUGAGAUACUCAAACCACCCUGUCUGCCACCAACAAUCAUUCCACGGUCACCUAGAUCACAUCUCUUCCCCAUUCUGACAUUUGGUCUGAAACAGCUGAACCUCUUGACCAUGCUUGUAUGCAUUUAGUUGCUGCCACAUGAUUGGCUGAUUUAAUAUUUGCAUUAACAAGCUGGUGUACAUGUCUACCUAAGUGGUCACUGAGCAUAUAUAUAUAUGUAUAUAUAUAUAUAUAUAGCAUUCCAUAAUGUUUGGGACAAAGACCCAUUAUGUCUUGAUUUGCCGCAAUUUUUUAUUUGGAAUCACACAACAUGUGGUUGAAGUGCACAUUGUCAGUUUUUAGUAAAGGGUAUUUUUAUACAUUUUGGUUCCACCCUGUAGAAAUUGCGGCGUUGUUUAUACAUAGUUCCCCUAUUUUAGGGCACCAUAAUGUUUGGGACUUAUGGCUUCACGGGUGUUUGUAAUUGCUCAGAUGCAUUUAAUUUCCUCCUUAAUGCAGGUAUAAGAGAGCUGGCAGUGCCUUGUCUUUCCUCUAGUCUUUGAAUUAGAUUUUGAAACUUGCUGUUUAUCAACAUGAGGACCAAUGUUGUGAAAGUGAAAGUCAAAGAACCUGUUAUGAGACUGAGAAACAAGAAUAAAAUGGUUAGAGGCAUCGACCAAAUUCUUAGGCUUACCUAAUCAACUGUUUGAAACAAUAAUAACAGAGCGCUGGUGAAAUUACUAAUCGCAAAGGGACUGGUAGGCCAAGGAAGACCUCCACAGCUGAUGACUGAAGAAUUCUUUCAGUAAUAAAGGAAAAUCCCCUAACGCCUGUCCAACAGAUCAGACUCUUCAGGAGUCAGGUGUGGAUCUGUCAAUGACCGCUGUCCACAGAAGCCUUCAAGAAAUUAAAUGCAGAGGCUGCUCUGCAAGCAAACCACUGGUUAGCCGCAAAAAAACAGGAUGGCCAGGUUACAGUUUGCAAAAAGUACUUAAAAGUGCAACCGCAGUUCUGGAAAAAGAUAUUUUGGACAGAUGAGACAAAGAUUAAAUUAUAUCAGUGAUGGCAAGAGCAAACUAUGGAGGAGAGAAGGAACUGCCCAAGAUCCACCUCAUCUGUGAAACAUGGUGGUGGGGGUGUUAUGGCCUGGGCACAUAUGGCUGCUGAAGGUGGGGGUGUUAUGGCCUGGGCACGUAUGGCUGCUGAAGGUAUUGGCUCACUUAUCUUCAUUGAUGAUAUUACUGCUGAUGGUUUAUUAAUUAAUUAAUUCUGAAGUGUGUAGACACAUCUUAUCUGCUCAAGUUAUCUGCUCAAGUUCAAGCAAAUGCCUCACAACUCAUUGGCCGGUGGUCAUUCUACAGCAAGGCAAUGAUCCCAAACAUACUGCUAAAGCAACAAAAGAGUUUGAUGUAUUAACACUGCUGUAAUUUCUACAUGAUGAAACCAAAAUGUAUGAAGAAUACCCUUUAUUGAAAUCUGACAAUGUGCACUUCAACCACAUGUGAUUUAAAAAAAAAAUUUUUAUUACAAAUCUCAAAUUGUACAGAGGCAAAUAAAUAAAUGGGUUUUUGUCCCAAACAUUAUGGAGUGCACUGUACAGCAUGUCAAAAUUACUUAUCCUUAUUGUUUUAUUUUACUUUUAUUGUGGCGUAUGGCAAUGUUGUUCAUUACUUUGAAAGUGUCUGUAAUUUUUAAGUAAAAAAAAAUUAUGGGUUGACACUUCACAGGGCUAUGAAAGUAUUUGCCUCUGUCCUGAUUUCCUCUAUUAUUGCAUAUUUAUAACACUGAAUGGUGAUCUUUAGACAAAAUGUAAUAUUAGACAAAGGGAAUCUGAGUAAACGCACAAAAAAAACCUUAAAAAAAUUAUUUGAUUUAUUUAAUGGAAAAAUAUUUUUAAACACCCUUAUCACCCAUGUGAAAAAGUAAUUUCCCCCUUAAACUUAACUAGUUUCAGCACCUUAAGCAGCAAUAAUUGCAACCAAACCCUUCCUGUAUUUAUAGUUAUUUUAGCCCACUCUUCUUUCCAGAACUGCUUUAAUUCAGAUAAAUUGGAGGGUUUUCAAGCUUGAACUGCUUGUUUUGGGUCCUGCCUCAGCCUCUGUAGUGGGUUGAAGUCCACCCUGUCAUUUUGUUUCUUUUCAGCCAUUCAGAAAAUCGACUUUUGUGUUUUGGAUCAUUGUCUCGCUGCAUAACCCAAUUACGCGUACGCCUCAGCUUCAGCUCAUGGGCCGAUAGCUGGACGUUCUGAAGAGACGGCAAAGCAUCCCCACACCGUCAAACUACCACCACCGUGCCUGACUGUUGGUAUGAUGCUGUUAAUGCUGCAUUUCCUGAACGCAAGACCUAAUGGGACCCGUGCCAUCCAGAAAGUUCCCAGUUUUGGCUCAUCUUGGGGUUGGCUUAGGGAUCAUCCAGGUUUUUUUUGCAGGUGUGAGAUGAGCGAUGUUGUUUCUCUUGGUGAGCAGUGGGUUCCGCCUUGCCUCUCUCCCAUGAAACCCCCCCCCCCCAUGGAAACUGACCUCAGCUUAAGCGAGCGAGGCCAGAAGUUCUUUGGAUGUGCUUUUGGGAUCUUUUGGGGCCGGCCAUUCCUCAGAUUCUCCACUCACCAUGGAUUGAUAGAGUACCCAGAGCCAUAGAAAUGGCUUUGUAACCCUUUCUGCACUGAUAUUUCACAUUUUCUUCCUAAUCUCUUCUGGAAUUUAAUUUGAUCGUGGCGUCGUAUGCUUGUAGAAACCUAGCGGUGACUAUCAGUGAUGUUUAGAUUCAACAGGGCUGGUGUUCAAUCAUCUCAAUGUAAUUAACAAUUAAAUGUCAUUUGUUGAUUUAAUAAUUACUUUUUUCCCCUCAGUUUCUGAAGCCAUCCAGUGUCAAAAAUAUGCAGUAAUAGAGGAAAUCAGGAAAGGGGCUAAUUCAUUUUCACAACACUGUCACUUUUUUUUUUUUUUUUUUGUAUAUUGAGCCUUGCAUAAUAUGUCCUAUAAUUCAUAUGACUGUGUUUUCUUUUUUUACGGCCAAACUGUAUAAAUCUCAAAUUACUUUCAACCAUGUAUGGAAUGCAACACGUCUGAAGUGAAUAAAUGAUGAUAUCCAGAAGAAAAUGAAAAGAUA